Molecule: messenger RNA, 769 nt
Organism: Candidula unifasciata
Lineage: Eukaryota; Metazoa; Mollusca; Gastropoda; Stylommatophora; Geomitridae
Source: the annotation of a GenBank genome assembly
AAUCAACAUGACAAAGAAUGCCAGCAGUGCUGGGUUUAUCAGCGCCAAGAAGAGGGCAGAAGAAGCAUUGGUUGCCAGGGAAGCCGGGGUGGAGGUGGAUGACAGUUUUAAAGAAGACAUUUUCCUAUUGCAGCAUCAUCACUUGUUAACCUGUUUAGAGAAAACAACGGAUCGGGAGUUUGUAGAAAUGGAGAUGACCUUCAACGGCCCACCAACCAAACCAUCAGAGACACCACCACCAUCGCCAGAUCCGUCGCUUAUAUCCACUACAAAGCGGGGAUGUUGUGGGAAAAAGUUUUCAUCUUCUCGAAAACUCAUGCACGAAAAGAAGAGAAAUUUACCUUCGCGCUUCAGCGUUGAGCAUCAGGAGACUAACGAUAUACGCAUGCGAGCAUCUUCAGCUUCCAAAAGAGAAUCGUGGUCAAGUGCAGUCAACGUCCUUGACGUUCAGGGAUUUUCCAACACAAGUUUUACCCGUGAAGGAAACGGUCUCAGCAACAACAAAGCUAACAGCAUCCAAAACAUUCAACAUAUCUCCCAGGCAAGUUUCACAGGAAAUUUGAGAAACAUCAGCAUGGCUUCAGGAAGCGAGCCAAAUAUGGGAUCCAAACUGGCAUCUAGCAGUCAUCAGAACAUAACCACAGCUUUAGUCUCCAGUCCAAACUCUGCAGGGAGCACACAUUCUGUUCCAAACGCUCUGCCUGCUCAUAGUUCGUCCUUGCCUUCAUCCUCAGACAAAGAGGAUAUCAUCAGAAUCUCAACAUUAUAA